Molecule: messenger RNA, 2351 nt
Organism: Galleria mellonella (greater wax moth)
Lineage: Eukaryota; Metazoa; Arthropoda; Insecta; Lepidoptera; Pyralidae
Gene: spz6
Exons: 10
Coding region: 307-1674 (455 amino acids)
Biological process (GO): innate immune response; regulation of Toll signaling pathway; central nervous system formation
Cellular component (GO): extracellular region
Molecular function (GO): growth factor activity; Toll binding
Source: RefSeq, a predicted model, not a curated record
UUUCUCCAAAUCGUCAUAAUUUCCCGUUCUCUCACCGCGGUGCCGCUACAAACAGUCGAGCCGAGAACUUCCGACUGGAUAGCAUACUACGACUACGUCUACGUCUCGUAAAAGAAUAAAAAAAAAGUAAAGAAAAAAGAAAAAUAAAAACCCGCCGUCGGCCUCUGUGGUAGCGAUUCGAAAGUUCCACGUUUAAAUCAUAAUUUUUCUUUUGUUUUAACAAUUUAAUGAAUUAAAUAUAAUUUUAUAAAUGGUCAGGUGAACUGUGCGACUCUCGUUUUGACUGUGUGUGUAAAUAAUAAUAUAAUGUCGAGAGGGAAAAUGGCGGGAACGGCGCUUAUUUGUUUGAGUAUCCUGUCAGUACUGGUGUCGAGCGCCCUGCCUGAGCAGACGGCGGCCGCGGAGCCGCUGUCCACCGCGGCGCCCGCGGCCGCGGCCGCGGCCUCGCUCGAGCCGAGAGCUGGCGACGCGCCCGUCGACGCAGACUCGGAAGAACCACCCGAGGGCUACUAUGCGUUUGUCGAAUCACCCAAUGCAACCCCACCCAGGGUGCGCCCGCCGCCAUACCGGCAAGUUUCGACCGAGUGCCGCGAGGGGGCGGGCGCGCGGCCGCACGUCAGCGCGCACAACCUGUGCGGCGACCUCAACCGCGGCAUCAUACCCAAGAACCCCAUGGGACAGAACCCCAACGGGGAACCUUACCCUUUCGAGCUGAUCCGCGACCGUGCGUUGUUGUUCCUGGCGCGCACGGUGCCGGUGCUGCGCGCCGACGACACGCUGCCGCGCGUCACGCACCUCGCGCACCACGCGCACGCCGCGCACCACGCGCACGACACGCACGCCACGCACGCCACGCACGCCACGCACGCCACGCACGCCACGCACGCCACGCACGCCGCCCACGACACGCACGCCACGCACGGCCCGCCGCACGAACACAACCAAUUGGAGGAGCGCGGCAAGCGGUCGCUGGAGGAGGCCGCGGCGGAGGGGGUCGGCCCGAGCGACUCUGUACCGUCACACGAGCUCGCGGCCGAGCACCGCGCCGCCGCGCCGCGCGAGAGCCGCAAGUUCUGCGACGGCGGCGGAGUAUUCUGUAUGCUAUACCGAGCGUUCAACGGUGAAAUGGAGGGCCCCCCCGCCGGAGUGGAGAGGCGUGAAGACCCCGGCACGGGCGCGCCACCCCGCGGACCCGCACCGGCACCGCAUCCGAGAUAUGAGGGUCCCCCAACUCCAUGCCCCGCUCGCGUGGAGUACGCGACGCCAGUGUUCGCGCGGAACUACCAAGGUGUAUGGAGAUACGUUGUGCAGAUACCUUACGAGGGUUACUUCACUCAGACUGUCGAGGUCACACGAUGCAUGCAGUCCCGCUGCCACUACCUGGAGGGCGGCUGCCUGAGCUCGCCGCGCUGGGUGUCGCUGCUGGUGGCCGAGCUGCACUACCCGCCGCCCGCGCCGCGGUCGCCACUCUACCAGGAUUAUCAACGUGGUCAGGGAGUAGCAGACUCAGAACCUAGCACAGAGAAGCCCACACAUUGCGAUGGGCAUGAUGAGCUUGGAUGUUAUCAGCUUCGUAUGUACUACGACUGGUUCCUUGUUCCCGGCUCUUGCAAAUGCUGGAGACCAGACUACUUUGCCAAAUACGUAAGACGUAGGCACACUAAUGAAUUGUAGAUUUGUAGGUAUUAGCAAUAAAUUUGUCGUCCAAGUAUAAUAUAUUUUAAGAUUCAACGAAACGGUUCCAUACUUAUAGUUAUGCAAAAGAAAUGAAUUUGAAUACAAACAAAAAUCAUAAAUAGACUUAAAAUAAUUCUCUAAUAUUCGUUAAUAAGAAAAUUUCGGUAUUUUAAAGAGUAUUAUACUAAUUUCGGUUGCUAAUAUUCAUUGAUUGAAGCAUAUUCUCAAGAAAUUCAAAGAAAGAUUUGAUAUCAAUUCGGAUAAUAGCAUAGUGACGAAGUAUUAAGACGAGAUGUAUAAUAUUGUAAUCAUUAAUUAAACAAUUGGUGCUAAUGUCGACGUUGUGAAUGUAAGACUGUAGGUAUUUGUUUUAGUUAGUAACAUUGUAUUGGUAAGUAGAUAUAUCUAUACCAAAAUAUUAUAUUGUACUGAAAGUGGAGAAGAGAUCUCUUACAUAUAUAAUCCAGCUUAUUUGUUAGAUAUCAUGGCGUGAAAUAAACAACGAUUUUUCGUUCUUUUAAUAUGUAUGUAUAAAUAUUGCAAUAUAGAAUUUUGCAGCCAGCUCAAUGUGCAUUUAUAAUUAAGUUUCUAUUUAACAGUGUUAUUAUUAGUAAGUGAACUUAUCGUAUAACAUUUAUGUAGUGAUAAUGUAAAAAUAAAGCACGAACACUUUA